This is a messenger RNA of Dentiscutata erythropus, 330 nucleotides long. The record is from the annotation of a GenBank genome assembly. Lineage: Eukaryota; Fungi; Glomeromycota; Glomeromycetes; Diversisporales; Gigasporaceae.
AUGGGCUUUGAGAGCGGUACUCCUGGAUUGGUCAAGGAUUUGUUAAAUAGGGCUGAGUUUUUAAUGGGCAAUUCUAUCUGUGUUUUGUAUAGUAAGCGUCUAGAAAAGGUGCAAAGAGUUUUUGUGAAUUUUGCUCACUGGGUGGGGUUGCACCCGUACCCGGCUUCAAAUGAGCUUUUGGCAGCCUUUCUUGCUUGGUUGGAACUUUCCAAGAGAGUUGCGGAGAUGCCAACUUGCUUGACGGCAAUUGCUAGAGGGCACAAAGUUAGAGGCUUGGUGGACUCAACAAAAGGUAGUCAGAUCCGAUUGAUUGUUGAGGAAAGUACGUGA